CCAUGAGGGACACAUCGCACGGGCUGGAGGCUCUAUCGCCUCUGCCCUGCGCCAUUCCUGUGCAGCUGUGGAUAAGAGGCACAACUCUCCAGGCGCACGACGCUGAGACCCCUCUUCAUCACCACCGCCUCGGGCCUGGUUUCACGCGUGUGGGGAUAAAGGCUCUCCGACCUCUGAUCUCGGCUUUCGACCUUUUCGCUUGACGGUCAACUGCAGCGUGUGCGGUCUGCAAGAUGUCGAACACGACGGACGAGAAGCGGGAUACAAGGGAGACCAUCAGCGCGGUGCCUGCAUUGCAGACACGGAGCACGAGGGAGCCACAGGAAAGCUCGAUGGGCAGGAAGGCCCGGCUCAGCGCAUACUUUACCAUCGCUGCGGCCGCGUUCGGGCUCAUCUCCGAUGGCUAUCAAAACAACCUCAUGACGAUGGCCAAUGUCGUGUACAAGAAGUUGUACGCAGCAGAAUACACGUCCUCCGUAUCCACCCGCGUCUCGAACGCCCUUCUAGUCGGCGAGGUCAUCGGGCAAGUGUUUGUCGGCCUCAUUUGCGACCGCGUUGGGCGCAAGGCGGCACUGGUCCUCACGACGCUGCUCAUUGUCAUCGGCGCGACGCUCGCCACGGCUGCACACGGCGCACACGGGAGCGUCAAUGGUCUGCUGUGGUUCGUUACCAUUGCACGCGGGAUCACUGGCGUGGGUGUAGGUGGAGAGUACCCCGCAAGUUCGACGAGCGCGAGCGAAGCCGCGAACGAGUCGAUGGUCAAGAAUCGUGGGCCAGUCUUCAUCAUGGUCACGAACUUCGUGCUCAGCUUCGGCGGCCCACUUUCGGUAGCUGUCUUCCUUAUUGUGCUGAGCGCCGCGGGAGAGAAUCAUCUCGAGACUGUCUGGCGCGUUUGCUUCGGCAUCGGCAUCCUCCUCCCGCUCACCGUGUUCUACUUCCGGAUGCGCAUGCUUUCGCCUAAGCUGUUCCGCGAGUCCGCGAUCAAGCACCGCGUGCCCUAUUGGCUUGCCAUCAAGCGCUACUGGCGCCCGCUCAUCGGGACGUGCGGCGCGUGGUUCCUCUACGACUUUGUGACCUUCCCGAACGGAGUCUUCUCGGGGACGAUCAUCUCGAGCGUGAUCCACGACGGCAGCAUCAAGUCGACGGCGGAGUGGCAGCUCCUCCUCGGGGCGAUCGCCUUGCCGGGUGUGUUUGUAGGCGCAGCCUUGUGCAACCCGCUCGGUCGGCGGAACACGAUGAUCCUCGGGUUCAGUGGGUACCUCGUCUUCGGGCUGAUCAUUGGGCUGUCGUACGACAAGAUCACGAAGAUCGUCCCGCUGUUCUCAUCUUGUACCUAUGGCCUGAUGCAGUCCUCUGGAAACAUGGGCCCGGGAACAUGCUCGGGCUUAUCGUACCCCACUGCAAUCCGUGGGACAUGCUACGGUCUGUCCGCCGCCAUUGGGAAGACGGGCGCAGCGAUCGGCACGCAGGCGUUCACGCCGAUCGAGAACAACCUCGGCAAGCGUUGGACGUUCAUCAUUGCCGCGAUAUGCGGCGUCGCCGGCGUGCUCGUCACGUACUUCUUCGUGCCAAACCUGACCGGCGCCGACCUCGCGCUGGAAGACGAGAAGUGGCUCCGCUAUCUCGCGGAGAACGGGUGGGACGGCGAGGUCGGAGAUGAGGGCGGCGAGGUGGCGCUCACCGAGAAAGUCCGCGCGGGGAAUGAGGACGAUAGCGUAGAUGAGAAGGCAUAGGCGCAGAGCGAUCACGGGUGCUGUACGGUGGGGAUUUAACGACACUAUUAAUGACGUGACGGGUUUGCGCUUGCUGU
Messenger RNA from Fomitopsis serialis, 1810 nucleotides. RefSeq names its product MFS general substrate transporter. NCBI's taxonomy places the organism in Eukaryota, Fungi, Basidiomycota, Agaricomycetes, Polyporales, Fomitopsidaceae. Gene Ontology annotation, molecular function: carboxylic acid transmembrane transporter activity. The transcript is spliced from 17 exons. Bases 234 to 1733 code for a protein of 499 amino acids. The record is from RefSeq and is a predicted model, not a curated record. Gene Ontology annotation, biological process: carboxylic acid transport; transmembrane transport. Gene Ontology annotation, cellular component: plasma membrane.